UUUCACUCUUCCAACACAGGUUGGGACAAUAAGCCAACUCUGCAGGAGCACAGCGUACGGCAGCUGCAGGGAUGAACUGCUGGAGUCUGGGAAAAGCUAGGAAUGCCAUUAAAUUAGACAGAAGUGGGCCAUACAGCGGGAGGCUGAUGAUGCUGAUGUGGAUUAUCCUCUCCAGUUCACUGUGCCUCAUGACUGAUGGUCAAAUGAAGAUCUCACCAGAAACGGUGCAGCAGUGGGCCGUGUCAUUUGGCAAAGAGAUAACUGCUUUGUCCGCCAGGUACUCUGGAGCUAAACUUCUGCAGAAGAAAUACAAGGAUAUUGAAGGUACAGUGAAGAUAGAGGAGGUGAAUGGAGACGAACUGGUGAAAAGGUUUGCGGAAGAAAUGGAAGAGAUGCUUGGGAGGAAGAUGAAAGCUGUUAAGAGAUUAGCAGAAGCAGCAGAGGAUGCAGAUCUGGACCAUGAGUACAAUGAAACACUCGAGUUUGACUAUUAUAACUCCAUGUUGAUCAACACUGUGGAUGAGGAUGGGAAUCCAGUCCCACUGGGUGGAGAAUUCACAUUGGAGGAAAACGAACAUUUUAAUAAACUGCCAGUCAACAUACAGCAAAGUAACAUACAAGUUCCCACAAAUGUCUACAACAGAGAUCCUGAUAUUCUCAAUGGAGUCUACAUGUCUGAGGCUCUGAAUGAUGUUUUCGCUGAUAACUUCCAGGAGGAUCCAACUCUCACCUGGCAGUACUUUGGCAGUUCUACGGGCUUUUUCAGGCUAUAUCCAGGCAUCCAAUGGACUCCAGAUGAAAAUGGUGUUGUCACAUUUGAUUGCAGAAACAGAAACUGGUAUAUACAAGCAGCCACAUCUCCUAAAGAUGUAGUAAUCGUCGUGGAUGUCAGUGGCAGCAUGAAGGGACUCAGACUGACAAUAGCCAAGCACACCAUUAAUACAAUCCUGGACACCCUGGGAGAAAAUGACUUUGUUAACAUCAUAGCUUACAGUGACUAUGUUCGCUACGUGGAGCCCUGCUUCCAGGGCACGCUAGUACAGGCUGAUCUGGAUAACAGAGAGCAUUUCAAGCUUUUGGUGGAACAGCUUCAUGUGAAAGGAGAGGGCAAAGUAAAAAAAGCAAUGAAGGAGUCUUUCAGGAUUCUCAAUGAGGCUACUGCACUGGGGCAGGGCAGCCUGUGUAACCAGGCAAUCAUGCUGAUAACAGACGGAGCCAUGGAGGACUUCCAAGAUGUUUUUCAAGAGUUUAACUGGCCAGAACGACGGGUUCGGGUGUUCACCUAUCUGAUUGGACGGGAGAUGACGUUUGCUGAAAAUGUCAAAUGGAUUGCCUGCAACAACAAGGGUUAUUACACACAUGUCUCAACACUGGCUGAUGUCCAGGAAAACGUUAUGGAGUACCUCCAUGUUCUGAGCCGGCCAAUGGUCAUCAACCACGAUCAUGACAUCAUUUGGACUGAGGCCUAUAUGGACAGUGUGCUGUUCAACACUCAGGCACAAAGCCUGCUCCUGAUGACCUCAGUAGCCAUGCCUGUGUUCAGCAAGAAGAGAGAGACUUUAUCGCACGGGAUUCUACUGGGAGUAGUAGGAACUGAUGUUGCCUUGAGAGAACUGAUGAGAGUAGCUACAAGAUACAAGCUGGGUGUUCAUGGCUACGCCUACCUCAUCACCAAUAAUGGGUACAUCUUGUCUCAUCCUGACCUGCGACCUCUGUAUAAAGAGGGUAAGAAGCUAAAGCCUAAACCCAACUACAACAGUGUGGAUCUGUCAGAAGUGGAAUGGGAAGACAGCGAAGAAAAACUGAGGACCGCCAUGGUUAAAGGAGAAACCGGAAACUUGUCUUUAGAUGUGAAAACUUCAGUCGAUAAAGGAAGAAGAGUGAUGUUCCUGAAGAAUGAUUACUACUAUACUGUCAUCAAUGAGACACCAUUCAGUCUGGGUAUAGUGUUGAGUCAAGGAUAUGGACAGUAUAUCUUCAUAGGAAAUGUCUCUGUUGAGGAGGGUCUUCACGACUUAUUGGCUCCUGAUCUGACCAUAGCCAACGAGUGGACCUACUGUGAGACAGACAUUGACCCAGCACACCGCAAGCUGAGUCAGCUUCAAGCUGUGGAACGAUACCUCACAGGCAAAGAGCCAGAUCUGGAGUGUGAUAUGCAGCUGCUGCAACAAACGCUGUUUGAUGCUGUGGUCACGGCUCCCAUGGAAGCUUACUGGAACGCCCUUAUGCUCAACGUAUCCAGUAUGGAUGAGGGAAUUGAAACAGCAUUCUUAGGGACCCGUUCAGGGCUCAUAAGGUUUCUGAGGUAUGCCGGUAUCGAGAAAAGAAUUGGCAAGUCUUUCCUGACCUCCACAGACAAGGAAAAUAUGUUCACCCUGGACCAUUUCCCAGUGUGGUACCGCAGAGCAGCUGAGUACCCAGCUGGAAAGUUUCUAUAUUACAUGCCCAGACAAGACACUAGAGCAGGGAGGAUCAUGAUUGCUGCCACUGCUGUCACUGUGACGGUGGGCAAGAAAACUGCACUUGCUGGAGCCAUCGGGGUCCAGAUGACUCUGGAGGUGAUUGAAUCCAAAUUUUGGGGCAUUGCAGCACAGCCAAAUGACACAGAUUGCUCAAAUGUGGAGGGGAUUUGUCCUCUUCGCUGUGACAGCUUAGAUAUCGAGUGCUAUGUGAUUGACAAUAAUGGCUUUGUCCUCAUUUCUGAACAGCGCAAUGAUGCGGGAAGGUUCUUUGGCGAGAUUGAUGGCUCAGUGAUGACCACAUUGAUCAGGAUGGGCAUGUUCAAAAGGGUAUCCUUGUUCGACUACCAGGCCAUGUGUAAGAUGAACUCGCACUCUGUCAGCAGCGCACGUCCACUUCUCAGUCCGUUCUACGGUUUGGCUUCAGCCCUCAAGUGGUUCCUCUCCAACUUCCUACUAUUUCUCCUGGAGUUCAAUAUCUGUGGCUUCUGGCACACGGAGCAUUUUGCUGACGCCUCAGUUCAUAAGAAAAAAGGGGACAUCCUGCAGCCGUGUGACACCGAGUACCCCAGCUUUGUUUAUGAGCCGUCAGUCAAAGAGACCAACAGCAUUAUUAAGUGCGGACGAUGCCAGAAGAUGUUUGUAGUGCAGCAGAUACCAGAGAGCAACCUGUUGAUGCUGGUGGUGCAAGCAGACUGUGACUGCUCCAAACAGUACCCACCCAUCACCCUGGAGCCAGAGGAAGUCAGAUAUAACUCGUCAGUUAAGUGUGACAGGAUGAAGUCUCAAAAGGUUCGCAGACGCCCCGAGUCUUGCCACUCUUAUCACGCACAGGAGAACGCCGAUGACUGUGGAGGAGCCUCUUUUAUAUCUCCGUCAACCUCUGUUUCCUUCAUGUGUCUCCUUUUUGCUGCUGUUGUUUCCUGAUGACGGAUAACUUUGCUCUUUUAUGCUUCAUCAUAUAAAGGAGAAGACGACAAAAACUGAAAUCCUUGAGUGGAUUUUUUUUUAAACUACUGAACAGAUUCUGCACAUUUUGCUCACAAAGGCGACAGACGCAAUCUCUCUUUAAGGACCUUGGAUGUUAUGAGCAUUUGCUGUUUAACUUCAGAGAAUUACAUUUGAACUAAAAGCUGCAAAAAAGAGAACUUGCUGUACUGUUGUUGCCAUGGAUACUUUUUUCAUUUGUUAUUUUCUUAUGCUCCACAUUGUAUCUCUGAACGAAAAGGGACUGAAGGGUGACGGCUAGCUGUGAUGGGUGUUAAUGAAUAAGAAGUAACGAUUCACACGGUACAACAUGAAAAAGUGAAAAGAGAAAAACAUGCAUUGUUCAAUUCCCAUAUCCCAAUGAGCUGUGUAUUUAUCCACACACAUGCAUAUUAUAUAUGCGUUGGAUACAUCCAGUAAACACAUCUAAUGCAUUAUCUGCAGACUUUUAUAAAUGCAGAAUAGCCAGUGUGAAGAGGGCUGCAGUAGGGGGAUACAGGGAGACACUGUUGUGUUGCUAAUGAGUCACGAUAAUAAUGGACAAGCAGGCACAAUUGGACUCAUUGUGUAAAAUUAAUAUGCAAUAAAGUAAAAUAGAAUGGAGUUGUCAGCGUCUAUGGGAACUAUGUUUUCACUUUUUAUUUCCAUCCUAUAAAUGUAUGUUUCUGUGA
Messenger RNA from Pundamilia nyererei, 4117 nucleotides. It is a transcript of the gene cacna2d4a, whose product is annotated as calcium channel, voltage-dependent, alpha 2/delta subunit 4a. The record is from RefSeq and is a predicted model, not a curated record. Gene Ontology annotation, cellular component: voltage-gated calcium channel complex. The coding region runs from base 72 to 3386 and encodes 1104 amino acids. Gene Ontology annotation, molecular function: voltage-gated calcium channel activity. The transcript has 39 exons. Lineage: Eukaryota; Metazoa; Chordata; Actinopteri; Cichliformes; Cichlidae.